Volvox carteri f. nagariensis is the source of this 1326-nucleotide messenger RNA. RefSeq lists its product as uncharacterized. The transcript has 7 exons. Gene Ontology annotation, biological process: glycine import into mitochondrion. NCBI's taxonomy places the organism in Eukaryota, Viridiplantae, Chlorophyta, Chlorophyceae, Chlamydomonadales, Volvocaceae. The record is from RefSeq and is a predicted model, not a curated record. Gene Ontology annotation, cellular component: mitochondrion. Gene Ontology annotation, molecular function: glycine transmembrane transporter activity. The coding region runs from base 1 to 1326 and encodes 441 amino acids.
AUGUCUUCCAAUAAAAGCGCCAUGGCGCAUACAACUGUGCCCUCUGAAGGCGUCUCUGACCCAGGCGCCGUAGCUGCCAUUCCCCAGCAUCACAAACAAGACGGGAAGCGUGCCAAGAAGCCACCCAGCGUUGUGUCUGCGUUGUCUGGGGCCAUCUCCGGCUCCCUUAUCAGCGCAUGCGUCCAGCCUCUCGACGUUGUUCGUACGAAGAUGCAGGCUGACGCGGCGCGGGGAGUCGUGCGGGGCACGCUGGCGACGGCGCGCGUGGUGCUUUCUGAGCAGGGCCUGCGGGGCUUCUGGGCAGGCACGGGUCCCAGUGUCAUCCGGGUGGGGCUGGGAGCCGGCAUGCACUUCGUGCUGCUGGAGCAGAUCCGGUGGCUGCUCUCCGCCCCCGGGGUGGAUGGCAACUUGCAGCUCAGCAACGUGGGGGCAGCCAUGUCCGGAGGCAUAUCUCGCGCGAUCGCAGCAGUGCUGCUGUGCCCGGUGACUGUCGUGAAGACACGCAUGGAGUACGUCGCUGACGUGGCGAGACCCGGGGCGGGGGCUGCGGCGAUGGCGGCCGGGGCGGGAGCCGGGGAGGCGGCCACGGCGAGCGCAGCGAGGGCGGCGGCGGGCGCUUCGGCAUCGACAUCGGGGGCAGCAGCAACAGGGGCGGCGCCGUACGGCGGCGCUGCCGUACCACGGUACCGGGACACGUUCCAUGCAAUGUCUACGAUUGUGCGAACAGAGGGCGUGAGGGGCUUGUUUCGCGGUUUGUGGCCCACAGUGCUCACGAAUGCGCCGUACUCGGGUUUGUACUACAUGUUCUACACCCGGCUCAAGGAGGGUUUCUCCAGGGAGGACCGCCCCCAGGUGCUGGUCAACUUCGCCAGCGGUGUGGUGGCGGCCGUGGCGGCAACACUGCUGACGCAGCCAGCGGAUGUCGUACGGACACGCAUGCAACUGGGGCUAGGAGGCGCGGCCGCCACCGCCGCCGCCGCCACGACGGCGACGGCGACGGCGACGGGUUCAGGACUCACGGCCGCAGCAAGGUUGGGGGCGUGGGCCACUUUACAUGAGGCGUUACGGCAGCAGGGACCGGCGGCGUUGAUGACAGGUGCGGCCCCCCGCAUCCUGAAGCGCACCACCCAGACCGCCCUGGUGUGGACCUUGUACGAGGAGCUGGUGCCCAGGAUAUCGCAAUUGGGGUAUGCGGCCAAGGAGGCGUGGGAGCAGAGGGCGGCCGCGUUGACGAAAACUGGCUCCGGAACCACGAACACACCAGCGACGACGACGACGACGGCGGCGGCAACCGUGUCAACCAGCAAGCGACAAGAAGAUUUGUAG